Molecule: messenger RNA, 3786 nt
Organism: Parathielavia appendiculata
Lineage: Eukaryota; Fungi; Ascomycota; Sordariomycetes; Sordariales; Chaetomiaceae
Exons: 2
Coding region: 1-3786 (1261 amino acids)
Source: RefSeq, a predicted model, not a curated record
AUGGACGACGCGAACGGCACCCUGAAGGCCUCGAAAGCCACAAACGACACGAACGGCAUCAACGGCAUCAACGGCAUCAACGGCAUCAACGGUGCCAUCAAAUCGCAACUCAACGGUCUCAACGGCCAUGCAGUAGGAAUGAGAAGGAGGACGAAGCCCAGCGGGCCGGGGAUGCUCGCCCGAACAUUCAGCAUUGCUGCGCGAUUACUGACCUGGUACUCCAUCGUGACCAUCCUCCUCCGAUGCCCUGCCACACUCGACGCCUGCGACGACACGUCUCCGCGCAUUUGCAAGCCCUACUUCCAGCUGAAACAGGCCGUCGUGCCCCACGUCGAGCCUUACUACCACACAUACGCUGCUCCAUACGUUGAGGCCGCCCGCCCCUACUACCACACGGUCGAACAGAAGGUUAUUGCUCCGAGUUGGGGCUACGCAAAAAAGUGCGGUACCCCGCGGGUGCAGCAGGUGCGGGCAUUCGGGAAAGCGCAAUGGGACAGGAGCGUCCAGCCGCAGGUCGAAAAAUACCAGGAUUUGGCCAGGACGAAAUACGAUGAGAAACUCGCCCCGCACAUCAACCGCGUCUCGACCGCUUUCGGCCCCUACUACGAGAUCGCCCGGACGAGCAGUCUGCAGACGUACCACGAGCUGCUGGUGCCCGCGUACGAAUUUAUCCAGCCCCAUGUCCUAGACGGCUACCGGGCCACCUCGGCCUUCACGAGCAAGACCGUGGUGCCGGCCUUCGUCUGGGCAUGGAACAAGACUUACGUCUUCGUAGAUGGCACGGUUGGGCCGCAGAUCAGGGCCAUCUACGUCGAGAAUGUCGAGCCCCAGCUCGUCAAAAUCAGCAAGCGCCUCGGCCGCCACAGCACCGGCAAGAAGUCGGUGCCCAGGCCGCUGACGGACGCUUCGUCAAGCUCGUCCACCCAGAGCACCUCCACGUUCACGAAGCCUGCCGCCUCGGUCACCGCCACGUCCACCAGCGCUUCAAAAGCCAAGCCUUCUGUUGACUCUCGCACCAGGGCAUCGAUGGAACCAAUCCCGCCCCCCGAGAUCGAUGAGACUCUCGAAAAAGAGGACCCGGUCCGCCGCAGUGCCCGCGAAAUCGUCGCCGCCGAUCUCAAGGAUUGGCAGGACAGGUACGCCAAGGCUGCGGACGAGGGCGCUGCUGAAAUCGACGAGCGCGUCCAGGAGAUCGCCAAGAAAAUGAUCCGGCGCGAGGCGAGAAUCACGGGCAAAUCGCUCCUCGAGCAGUUGCAGACGACCACCGUCUCAGAGCUCGUUUCUCUCCGCCGCGCCAUACUGGGCAUCAUUGGCACGGUCAAUAAGGGCGGCGCGACCCCUGAGGAGGGCCAGGAACAGAUCACCCAGGCUGUCCGACAGGCGGGCAUGGUCGUCAAGGAGAAGGCCCAGGCUGUGCGCACGUGGCGAGAGCAGUACGACACCGAGACGCAGACCUCGGUCACCAAGGCCGCAGAGACGCACUUCUCCAUCCUUGAGAACAUCCGCGACCUGGCCCUCCAGAAGAUCGGCAUGAAGUGGGCCUGGAUGGACGGCGUCACGUACAAGGACUGGGCCAAGUACCACCAGCUCAAGGGCCGCUUCGACGAGUGGAAGGGCGACCUUGAGAGGCACGUCGUCAGCCAUCCGAGUCUCGAAGCUGCCCAGCUUGAGGCCGCCAACAUCGAGGACGAAGCGAUGCAGGUUGCCGCGUCAGCUGCCAAGGAGCUGGCACGCCUGAAGCAGGUCGCCUACUGGAAGCUGACUGCCCGCGACGACACCGAGGAGUUCGACAGUACUCUGAUGCAGCAGGCGGCGGAGGCAGCCGAGGCCGCGCGACUGGCCGCGGCGAAUGCUGCAGGAGCCGUCGUUGACUCUGCCGAGGCGGCCAAAGACUCAGUCGUAGAUGCCGCGGGAGCCGUUGCUGAGUCUGCGGAGGCGGCUCAACACUUAGUGGUGGAUGCGAUCGGCGAGGGCGCUAGCCUGGCCUCGGAAGCGGCGAGCAAGGCUACCGAUGCUAUUUCUGGGUCGAGCGAGCAAACAUCUGCCUCGGAGAGCGCGUCUGCCGUCUCUGGGACCUCAGACCCAAAGUCUGAGCCUGCUGUCGAGGCGUCUGUAACUCUUGACGACUCCGAGACCACUCCGACUGACGCCGCUGCCGUGGAGGAGCAAAACGCCGAGCCCGAAGCCGAGACAGCAGAAGCAGCCUCCGAACACCUCCAUGAGGAUGCUGCCAAAUCAGAAGCCGAACCUCUCUCUGCCGCUUCUGAGGAGCUCUCCAGCGUUGUCGAGCCCACUUCCCAGCCAACCGAUGCCGAACCUUCCCCUGAAGUUGCUUCCACCAUGAUGUUUGAGACCCCCGUGAUGGUGGGCAACGUAACCGCGCCAGUGGACGAGGACAGGGCAGCGCCCGUUGAGUUGCCCGUGGAAUCCGACCCCGUCGAGGAGGAAGACCUGCCGCUGUCCAGCACAGCCUCUGUAAAGACGGCGCUCUUUGGCGCAGCCGCACAGUCCGUCCCCAGCCGCAGACCGAUCAUUGACGACGACGCGGACGAUGUGCCGGCCGCCAUGGAGUCGAUGCGCAACGACCUCAAGUCGGCCUACUCGGCGGCCAUGUCGAGGGCGAACGAACAGUACUCACAGGCCCUUUCAAUCGUCUCUGUCCAGAUCCGAGGCACCCCGCAGCCUGCGCACGAGAAGAUGCUAGCGUCCGUCACGUCGGCGUACAGUCAGGCCAUGGCCUCGGCCAGCUCUCGGCUCGAUGACGCCCUGAAGGUUGCAUCGAACCAGCUGUAUGGCACGACGACCAAGAAGAACAUCCUGCCCACUACGCUCCCUGUCCCACAGAUGCCGGGCGUCGACUGGGCGCAGAUCCAGUCCAUCGCCUCGGAGCGUCUGCAGCAAGGCCGCGCCUUGGCCGAGGAGCAGUACGAGAGCGCCAAAAUUGCCAUCGGCCUAGCCACUCCGACCCCGUCAACACCCUCCGAGCACGUCAGCAGGAUGCUCGACAAUGCCAGGCACAACUACUACGCCGGUCUAGGACUGGCGCAUGCCCGGUACUCCGAGUUCCUCGCCGCCGCCAGCUCGGCUCUUAGCUCGGUGACCGCCACCCCGACGCCGACCGACCUAGCGGGGUCUGCAUCAUCGAUUGCCUCGGUUGCCAGCGACUCUGCGGCUUCUGCUGCGUCGGCAGUCAGCGAAGGCGCCGCCUCCGUUAUGUCUGCGGCCAGCGAAGGCGCCUCCUCUGCCAUGUCUGCAGCCAGCGAGAACGUGUCCGCGGCCGCCGCAGCAGGGUAUGACGCCGCCGCCGCCGCGGGAGGCAAGGUCGCCGAGGGCUGGGACGUUGUGGUCACAAGGAUCAGCCUCCAAGUCUACGGCGCACCCACGCCAACCCCGUGGUACUCAAGCGUCUACAGCGCCGCGAACGACUACGCCUCUGCAGCCGGCCAGAGCGGGGCGUCUGUCACUAGCGCCGCCGGCGCGUAUGCCUCUGCGGGGUCGGAGGAGCUCGCGAAGCAGUACUCGGCCGUCAGCCGCAUCAUGUCGGAGAUGCUCAUCGGCAAGGAGCCGUCGUUCUCUGAGAGCGUUAUUUCGAGGCUGAGCGCGGCGUAUGCGACGGGUUUGAGUUCGGCCUCGAGCAUGGCCGGCGCUGCCCAGGCGACUGCUGCGUCGGCUGCGAGCCAGGCUGGCGAGGCGGCUAAAGGUGUUGGGGAGAAGAUUGCCAGCGCUGCGAGCGAUGCCACUGAGGUUGUCAAGGGCUCGGCGACGAGUAGCAAGGAUGAGCUGUGA